Messenger RNA from Meloidogyne enterolobii, 1836 nucleotides. Lineage: Eukaryota; Metazoa; Nematoda; Chromadorea; Rhabditida; Meloidogynidae. The record is from the annotation of a GenBank genome assembly.
AUGUCUGCAAAAGCAGAGGCUAUUUUGACUGAAGAAGAACAAGAACUUAAGAGAUCAUUUCAACGACUAAGAGAAAUUAAAGAAGCCGUUUUUGCGACAAAAUCUGUUCGGACUGGUGAAACGUCAAAAACAAAUAAAAAUGAUGUUUCAAAAACACAGAAGGCGGAGGCUCGUGCGGAACAAGCUCGUCGCAAAGCUGCUGAGGGUCAACUUGCCUUCAAUCCAUCAUCAGGGAACAGAACUUCGUUUAAGAAACGAAAAAAGGUUUUGAGUAUAAAUUGGUUAGUAAAAUGUUUCUUUCAGGACUCGUCAAUCGAUGGUAGUACUGAAGACAGGGGAGGUGAACAGAAUACAAGUGCCGAUGCAUCUCUUAACCAGUCUAUUGGUGAACAACCAGCUGCAAGAGAUGUAAUGGAUGGUAUCGUUUUCCAAAAUAGAGUUCCAUCAAUGCGUGAUUUUAAAAUACCAAAAAAGAAGCCAAGAACUAGCGAAUCAAAUGAGGCAGAUCCAUUUAGUAAUAAAGGCGAUGAUAAUAGUGGAUUUUCUAGUGGAGGAUUCUCGAGUGGAUUUUCUAGUGGUGGAGGAGGUUUUAAUCGCAAGCCAUCCCUCGAUAAUGCUUUUGGAGGAAAACCUCAACGAUCUUCGUCUAAUCAAAGUAUUGAAUUAGUUGGGGAAUCUGCCAACUCUGCUGAUUCUGUUGAAUUUGUUGGAGAAACGAGGGAAAAUGCUUUUGGAAAUUCAGGGUUUGGGGGCGGAGGUGGUGGCUCUAAAAAGUCUUCCGGAUUUGGUAGUGGAGGAAAUGGUGGAUUUUCAAAGAGUAGUAAUAGUUGGGGCGGUGGUGGAUUCCAAGAAAGCAGUGAACGUAGGAAUUCUAACAAUGAUGAAGGAGGAUUUGGAAAUGUUGGUUUUGGGAAUUCAAGUUUUGGUGAGAAAAGUUCUGGCGGCUUUGGUGGGGACAAUAAUAAUAGUGAUGGAGGAGGCGGAGGAGGAUUCUCUAAUUCUGCUUUUGGCAAUUCAGAUUUUGGAACUGGUGGCUUUGGAAAUACUGGUGAUAGUAGUAAUAAUGAAGGUGGUGGAUUUUCUAAUUCUGGAUUUGGAAACAGUGGUUUUGGAAAUUCUAGUUUUGGAGAAAAUUCAGAUGAUAGGCAACAAAAUAAUGGCUUUGGAGGUGGUGGAGGAAGAGGUAGAGGAGGAGGUGGUGGUGGAAGAGGUCGUGGCGGUGGUGGAGGUAAUAGAGGAGGAGGUGGAAGAGGCGGAGGUAUUCGAGUUUCUAAUUUUUUCAUUCUUGUUUUUAAGGAAUUUGUAACUUUUUCGCUCGCACCGGAAAUUGCAAAUAUGGAGAUACUUGCAAAUUUAAACACGAACAAGGCGAAGGUGGUGGAGACUCGUCAAAUAAUCGCGGAUUUGGUGGAGGAGGUGGUGGCCGCGGUAAUGAUCGUCGUGGUGGUGGUGGGAGAGGAGGAGGUCGAGGUUUUCAACGUGACCGCGGUUCAAGUGAACAAAGUGAUGGAGGAAGUGGCGGGUUUGGCGGUGGUAGUAAUAAUAGUGGCGGGUUCAAUAAAGGCGGGUUCCAAAGCGGAGGAAAUGGAGGAGGCGGUUUCAGUUCAGGAGGAUUUGAGACGGGUGGAUUUUCAAAUAGCGGGUUUGGAGGAGGUUCGGGUGGUGGAUUUGGAAAUUCUGGGGGUAGCGGAUUUGGUAAUAAUUCUGGUGGUGGAAAUCGUAACGGAAAGGGACGUCGAGAAUCAGAUGAGGGUGCUGGUGGGGGCGGAGGAUUUGGAAAUGAAGGUUUUGGGAAUGGCGGUUUUUAGCUUAAUAAGCUUUGUAAGAACAUAUUGA